AUGCGACUCAUCCUCAAACCCUGUUCGGGUCCGACGUCGCAGUACUCGAAGCUUUCGAGUGCCGUACCCGCAAGCGUGAUCCUUCAGAGUCAACUGGUACACGGGCGAGAACCAGAGGCAAGCUGGUCGGCGACUCUUGAAGCACAUUCAUUUUCCUCCAUCCAUCACUUCCCCACGGGGCGGAAAGCGGCGGCAGUUUGUGAAAGAUUGGCCAAGUCGCCUGUCGUCAACGAAAAUGCAUCAUCGUCGCCAGAUGUCUCAAACGAUGCCUGUCGUUCGCUAUGCACCAACACUGAUGCCUGCAGCGACGUUAAGAAUACCCUAUGUGUUGGUGGGUGUGGAGUCGCCGAAAAGCCGUCGGUUCGCCGCCUUUUGCCGCCACUCACGCGGUCCCCGGCCGUGGACGACAUGCAGGUCAUGUUCAAAGCGCUCGCAACCGCCAUCUCUGUCGGCGGUGGCAACACUUUCUUGUUGCUCAAGAGGAUGUAUGACGCCGGCAUUGUCUCUGCUAUCAAGAAAAGAGUCCUUGGCGGCGUGCCGUAUUUGGGCGUCAGUGCUGGUUCGAAUGUGGCGGCCGUCAACAUUUGCACAACGAACGACAUGCCAAUCAUUCAACCUCUAAAGCUGGAAGGAAUCGGAUUGUUGCCGUUCAAUAUCAACGUUCACUUUGAAAACAGAGGCGACUGCGCCGCAUCUAGACGUAAUGAAUCCCGAGUGGAUCGGCUUCGUGAUUAUUUAGAGCUUUAUGAAGGUGCUCCACCGAUUGUUUGCAUUCGUGACGGGUCCGCGCUUUACGUAGAGGGCACAACUUUGGGUUACGUUGGCGUGUCGUGUGGAAAAUUGUUUCAGCGAGGCGAGGACGAGCCGAUGGACCUUCCCGUGGGCACGGAUUUGAGCUUUUUGUUGAAAAACCGGACCUCACAUUGCACCCGGAUGUGCCUGUCGUGAUGGGUUCAGAAGUCUCAACAGCCAGACAAGCGGAUUUAUUGAAUCCUGACAUUUCUCAUAUUUCAGAAGAAAAAAAAUCUUUCAUCACUUCCCUUCCUGUUUUUCCGACUUCGUGGCCGUUUCGGAAAGUCGCCGAUUUUUCUGCAGCCCUUCCUUAUCAACACUAGAAAUGGCACAGUACGAUAAAAGCGAAAUUGCUGAGUUAUUAUUAUUGUUUUCCUUCGCCGAAUGAAAUAUGCCCAGCAGCAUUGUUUUCGUGAUAUUUUUGUGUAUAUGGGAUCACAUUCUUCCGAAUUGAUCGAGUAUUGUUUUCUCAAAACUGGAGCAAACCAGC
Notodromas monacha is the source of this 1282-nucleotide messenger RNA. NCBI's taxonomy places the organism in Eukaryota, Metazoa, Arthropoda, Ostracoda, Podocopida, Cyprididae. The record is from the annotation of a GenBank genome assembly.